AUGUUGUUUCUCAUUACAUUACUGCUGCCUUCUAUGCUUACUGAAGGAAGGGUUCUGACUCCAACUCAGAAAGAACCCACCAUAUCAACUUCUCACAAGACAAACAUCAAGACUGACUUGGACAAGAUUGAAUGGCAAGGUGAAGGAAAUAUCAUACAGACCUUGGAGAGUAUUCUCCUUACCUCCCAUCAAGACCAAAUAUUGUUUGAAGACCUGGUCAAUUUGAUCACAAGAUGUUAG
Messenger RNA from Cricetulus griseus (Chinese hamster), 240 nucleotides. The record is from RefSeq and is a predicted model, not a curated record. Lineage: Eukaryota; Metazoa; Chordata; Mammalia; Rodentia; Cricetidae.